AAUUGGCGCGAAAACACUGAACUGAACAAGCCGGACUAGUUGUUUUUAUUAAAAAAAACUUUUUAUCUGGGUUUUUAGUAAUAAUUUUUUGGUCGAAAUGAAUUUACGCCGCAGAUCGUCACCACAAGAGAAGGAAGAGGAAGCAAAAAGAAUGAAGCUUGAAGAAGAGAAAAUCGCCAAAUACAAAGCCAACAGACCAUUUAUAAAGUUCAAAGGAAAAAUUACCUAUCAUACAGAACUAAUAGACAUAGCUUUAGUGAGUGAUAAUUUAUUAGAAAAAGCAAACAGUUCAUCGGAGCUGUUAAUCAUCGGAUUUGAUUUGGAGUGGCCGUUUUCCUUCAAAACUGGUCCCGGAAAAACUGCAACCAUACAGAUUAGCUGUGACGAAAAGCAUUGUUAUAUCUUCCACGUAAGUAAGAUUAAAAACCUACCUAAAACCCUCAGCGAACUGUUGACCCAUCCAAACGUGCGACUGACUGGGAAUUGCAUCAAACAAGACGUUCGAAAACUAGCACGAGAUUUUACAGGUUUUGAUAGUGAUAAGAUGGUAGAUAAUUGCGUUGAUUUGGGACAUUUAGCUAACAGUAUUCUUUCUACAACUAACAGGUGGAGCUUGGAGAGACUGGUGGAUCACCUUCUGGACUUACGAAUAAGCAAAGACAAAAAAGUCAGGCAUAGCCAGUGGCAUGUAAUUCCUCUGUCAAAAGUUCAGCAAAUAUAUGCUGCAACCGAUUCAUAUGCAAGUCUUUUACUGUAUAAUAUUUUGAAAAGUCGUGAAAAUGAGCUUAAGGCUUUGGAAAACUAGAUGCAUUAUUUGUGUGACUGGAGGAGUCUUGGAGACUUCUGUAUAUAUUUAUUUACUUAUAAGAAUAAAGUACAGGUACUUUUUUAUUAUGUAUAUUGUAAGAAUUUUUUGAUCUGAUCAUUUAUAGAUGAAUGUAAUGUAUUCAAAUUAUUUUUUAAUGUUUAUACCAGAGACCAAAUAAAAACUUUUACAACCAUA
Molecule: messenger RNA, 1003 nt
Organism: Diabrotica balteata
Lineage: Eukaryota; Metazoa; Arthropoda; Insecta; Coleoptera; Chrysomelidae
Source: the annotation of a GenBank genome assembly